Drosophila gunungcola (fruit fly) is the source of this 427-nucleotide messenger RNA. It is a transcript of the gene mRpS21, whose product is annotated as 28S ribosomal protein S21, mitochondrial. The coding region runs from base 125 to 388 and encodes 87 amino acids. The transcript has 2 exons. Gene Ontology annotation, biological process: translation. Gene Ontology annotation, molecular function: structural constituent of ribosome. Gene Ontology annotation, cellular component: ribosome. The record is from RefSeq and is a predicted model, not a curated record. Lineage: Eukaryota; Metazoa; Arthropoda; Insecta; Diptera; Drosophilidae.
GCCCUGCCAAGGGUUUUUCGUCAGCUGUUUCGGCCUUUUCGAUUGGUCACACUGUUUCCGAAAUUGGUUAUUCAAUAAAUAUUUAUUAAGUUACGAUUUAAUGAAAUAAAAUUGGAUUGCACAAAUGAGGCACGUACAAUUCCUGGCCCGCACCGUCCUCGUGCAAAACAACAAUGUGGAGGAGGCGUGUAGGUUGCUAAAUCGAGUGUUGGGCAAAGAAGAGCUCCUCGACCAAUUCCGCCGCACUCGUUUCUAUGAGAAGCCCUACCAGGUGCGUCGUCGCAUCAACUUUGAGAAGUGCAAAGCCAUUUAUAACGAGGAUAUGAACCGCAAGAUUCAGUUCGUUUUGCGCAAAAAUCGAACCGAACCUUUUCCAGGAUGCAGUUAGUCGAUGUGUUGUAGCGUGUUUUUGUGGCAAUAAAAUCUA